Messenger RNA from Trichophyton rubrum CBS 118892, 1539 nucleotides. RefSeq lists its product as uncharacterized. Lineage: Eukaryota; Fungi; Ascomycota; Eurotiomycetes; Onygenales; Arthrodermataceae. The coding region runs from base 1 to 1539 and encodes 512 amino acids. The record is from RefSeq and is a predicted model, not a curated record. The transcript is spliced from 2 exons.
AUGCCAAUCCCAACACGAUCGCUAUCAGUUCGUGAACCACAGAGAAAACAAGCGGUCAACGGAGACUCAACAUCGUCGUUGUCACCCAUCAAACAAUCACUGUUACCGCUCGGCAGUCGAAGCUCAGGGUCCAGACGACUAACCACCAGCUCGGAGAUCUUACAAUACGAAAGCAGUAGCGGACUUGGAAUUACAUAUGGGAACGGAAACGGCGGUGGAAGCAACAAUGGCAUACCGGAGAAGAAGAGCUUUCUGCCCCAAAGGCGAACGAUCCCUAGGCCGCAGAGUCUACAACUACCGCAGUCAACGGUACAAAGCGCGAGGUCAAGACAGCCGGGGGAGAGCCGAUUAGAAGCUAUUAAAACUACAAGGACUGCGCCGUUACCUUCUGAGAGUGCAAAAUCACGUCCAAGUUCCAGAGCCAGGUCACCCACGAAGCCGAAACCAGAACUUAAACGAGCCCUGGCCAAACCUCCCAAAUCUGCACCGCCGGCGAGACAAAUGCGCUCCUCGUCACUGCUUCACCCAACUGCGCCAAAGCUAGUCAAUAUUGCUUCGCAUGCGAGGCAUCAAAGCCAGAUAAUCAAUCUCGACACGGCAAAAUCGAGGCCGCAGUCAAGUGGCAGACCUAGCUCGUACUACCCUCCUGGGUCAAAGCUAGCAGGUGCUCCAUCACCAACAUAUCAAGCGCGGUUUGGUCUUAAGCCCUCCAAAAGCACUACAAACUCACCGGAGACGCUUUUUGAAAACCCCUCGCCUUCGCCCACCCCUCCCGAAGACCAACCGUCCCCAGAACAGACACUUGCAUUACAAACAGAGCUUCUACAACUUCACGUUUUGCACUCACAGGGUCUUCAGACAAAAGCCAAAUGGGAAGCUCAUGCCGAAAGGCAUUAUAGGAAGCUGCACGAGUCGGUUAGGGCGAGUUAUAGGCGGGAACAAGAGAGAUAUAAGUACCAGAAUCUUCAAGCUGUCAAGAAGUUUGAAGAGAAAUCUAGGAGCUCGAGUAGUGGACACGAUUUUGAUAUUCAAAUGGGGAUACUCUCACGAGUUAUCCAGGAGGUAACUCAUCUUACAGAGUCAGAGGACAGCCAGUAUAAUACUGUCGUUGGAGUCUUCGAAGAAUGGACCCAACAUGUUGCCAAGCUCAAGCAGUGCAGGGAAUUAAAGGAUGAUGGCGAGGUAAACAGAGAUAAGCUUCUGUCAAACAUUGACGAAGAUGGGGAGCUGCAAUUCAUCGACCCCUUACCUCCACAAUGGAAGGAGGACAUUGCAGCGUUAUCGGUGCAACUCUCCCAGCUGGCUGGUAACCUGGAUGAUCUGGACGUACCCAAGACGGCUGAUACAGACAAGUUUGGCAGGCCAGUAGACUACUCUGAUUCUGCUCUACUGAAGACUGUUACCGGGCAUAAAUCCCUGGUAUCUUCGAUGAUCGAGGAGUUGGAUAUGAUUUACAACAUUGAAAUGGAGAUUAUGGAAUUCGAAAUCUUGUGGAUGGAGCGCGCACUGGAGAGUGUUGGGGGUAUGACUGAGUUAUGA